AUGUCUAAAAGCAAUGGAGAAGAGCCCAAGGUGGGGGGAAGGAUGGAGAGGAUCCAGCAGGGAGUCCGUAAACGCACGCUCCUGGCCAAGAAGAAAGUGCAGAACAUCACAAAGGAGGAUGUUAAAAAUUACUUAUUUCGGAAUGCUUUUGUGCUCCUCACGGUCACCGCUGUCAUUGUGGGUACAAUACUUGGAUUUGCCCUCCGACCAUAUAAAAUGAGCUACCGGGAAGUAAAGUACUUCUCCUUUCCUGGGGAACUUCUGAUGAGGAUGUUACAGAUGUUGGUGUUACCACUUAUCAUCUCCAGUCUUGUCACAGGAAUGGCGGCCCUAGAUAGUAAGGCAUCAGGGAAGAUGGGAGUGCGAGCUGUAGUCUAUUAUAUGACUACGACCAUCAUUGCCGUGGUGAUUGGCAUAGUCAUUGUCAUCAUCGUCCAUCCUGGGAAGGGCACAAAGGAAAACAUGCACAGAGAAGGCAAAAUUGUAGAAGUGACAGCUGCAGACGCCUUUCUGGACUUGAUCAGGAACAUGUUCCCUCCAAAUCUGGUGGAAGCUUGCUUUAAACAGUUUAAAACCAACUAUGAGAAGAGAAGCUUUACAGUGCCCGUCCAGACCAACGAAACACUCGUGGGCGCCGUGAUAAACAAUGUGUCAGAAGCCAUGGAGACCCUUACGCGAAUCACAGAAGAGCUGGUCCCAGUUCCGGGAUCUGUGAACGGGGUCAAUGCCUUGGGACUCGUUGUCUUCUCCAUGUGCUUUGGUUUUGUGAUUGGAAACAUGAAGGAACAGGGGCAAGCCCUGAGAGACUUCUUUGAUUCUCUUAAUGAAGCCAUCAUGAGAUUGGUAGCCGUGAUAAUGUGGUACGCUCCUCUUGGCAUUCUCUUCCUGAUUGCAGGGAAAAUCGUUGAGAUGGAAGACAUGGGAGUAAUUGGGGGGCAGCUCGCCAUGUACACAGUGACCGUCAUCGUGGGCCUACUCAUUCAUGCGGUCAUUGUCCUUCCCCUCCUCUUCUUCUUGGUAACACGUAAAAACCCUUGGGUUUUUAUUGGAGGGUUGCUGCAAGCACUUAUCACAGCUCUGGGAACCUCCUCAAGUUCCGCCACCCUACCCAUCACCUUCAAGUGUCUGGAAGAGAACAAUGGCGUGGACAAACGGGUCACCAGAUUCGUGCUCCCAGUGGGGGCUACCAUUAACAUGGAUGGGACCGCCCUGUAUGAAGCUUUGGCAGCCAUUUUCAUUGCUCAAGUUAACAACUUUGAACUGAACUUUGGACAGAUUAUUACGAUCAGCAUUACAGCCACGGCUGCCAGCAUCGGAGCCGCUGGGAUUCCGCAGGCGGGUCUGGUCACCAUGGUCAUCGUGCUGACAUCUGUGGGCCUGCCCACUGACGACAUCACGCUCAUCAUCGCUGUGGACUGGUUCCUGGACCGCCUCCGUACAACGACCAAUGUGCUGGGAGACUCCCUCGGAGCUGGGAUUGUCGAGCACCUGUCACGACAUGAACUGAAGAAUCAAGAUGCCGAAAUGGGUAACUCAGUGAUUGAAGAGAACGAAAUGAAGAAAUCGUAUCAGCUGAUUGCUCAGGAAAAUGAAACUGAGAAACCCACUGACAGUGAAACCAAGAUGUAGACUAAUAUAAAGAAAUGUUUUCUUGAGCACCAGGUGUUUGAAAACCAUCAUAAUAUUUCCUUCCCACUAAAACUCAGUUUUCAACAGUAAGCCCCUUAUUUUGUUUUCCUCCCUACACUGAUAGUAUUGGCCAUACACAUCCAAAAGUGAGGGAGAAUUUUUCAGUGGCUAAAUGUAUGGUUUUCGUAACUACCUUUCAAAAUUUUAAAUCAUUUCAUGUCAGUCUUGCAUAAUAAGGUACUGAGAUCAAAAAUAUUCUUGAUCAGUUUAUGUGGCACACAAUCCUGUAAAUGUGAUUUUUUUUGUAAGUUAAAGAAUCAAAUAGUAGGCAAAAAAAAAACACAACAUGUUUUUAAAUCAGGUUUUGAAGUUUAAAAAUCCUUCAAAACACAAUUCCAUUUUAGUCUUGAUGCAUAACAACUUGAGAAACUACAAUCAGUUAUUAGUUGAACAGUAGAAGGGUUUUUUCCCUUUCUAUUCUGACUUGUGUCCUUAUUUUAUUAGUAGCAGGAUAAUACAUAUACACACCUAGCACAGUGGUGAGGAGGGACAUAAAGUGAAAUUUCCGUGUGACCUUGAGCAAGUCACUUCUCAUAUUUAGGCCUCAAUGUCCUCAUCUGUAAAAUGGUUGAGUUCCUAAAUGCCUUUACAGUCUCCUCUAGUUUGAACAUCCUGUGACAUUAUGAAAAGUCCUUGCCCUCUGUUACCCUCAGAACAUCCUGUAGCAAGUAUAAUUCCUCAGAACAUGGGGCUUUCAGAAACAACAUUUUUUGGGGAGUGAACAUUUCUAACCAAGGGCAGGAUGGUUGUGUAGUUUACCAGGUCCAUUCCAGAAUGUCAGUUUCACAAGUCACAGUCACCAGGCAAAAUAACUCAUAAAACCCUUCGAAGUAUCCACUUCUUUCCUACUCGUCCUAAACUGAAGGGACUGCUCUGGGGAGGAGGUCUUCUCAACUGACAAUAGAUUUUUAGAAAAUAACACAUGAGACUAGCAAGGGUGCUCAUGGACUUGCUAUGGAACACUGUAAAGAGCCCGCUAGGAAAGAAAAUAGCACAGUUGGCAAUAUUGAAGAGAGGAUUUUAAAGCACUGAUGUUAUAUGCCUUCUUGAAGGAAGAAUAAAAAAAGGAGAGUUUUUGUUUGUUUGUUUUAAAUACCCAAAACACUAUUUCUCUUCGGUUCAAAAUCAUUCCCCAAGGAAAGGAAG
This is a messenger RNA of Choloepus didactylus (southern two-toed sloth), 2835 nucleotides long. It is a transcript of the gene SLC1A3, whose product is annotated as solute carrier family 1 member 3. Gene Ontology annotation, cellular component: plasma membrane. Gene Ontology annotation, molecular function: neutral L-amino acid transmembrane transporter activity; glutamate:sodium symporter activity; L-glutamate transmembrane transporter activity. Gene Ontology annotation, biological process: L-glutamate import across plasma membrane; D-aspartate import across plasma membrane; L-aspartate import across plasma membrane. The record is from RefSeq and is a predicted model, not a curated record. Lineage: Eukaryota; Metazoa; Chordata; Mammalia; Pilosa; Megalonychidae. The transcript is spliced from 9 exons. Bases 1 to 1629 code for a protein of 542 amino acids.